CCUAUAGAUCGUGAAAGUAGUUCGUGAAAAAACUGGUAGGUGUUCUGUGACAGAGGCUCGUAACGCGCUGGUAGCGCUGGUAAUUUGGUAGGUGUUCUGUGCUGCUAUCGCAUCGACAGCGACAACACAGGGCGACAACCGGCAAGUUUAUUUUGCGUGGUUUCGUAUAAGCGGUGGUCGCGCAUCGUACCCUAACAUAUAGGUGCAUAGGUGAUAUAUAGGUGAUAUAUACGUCUUUCCCGGCACUCCGUAACUCGUUGUUUUGCUUCCAGAAGGCCCUGCUUCUGUGGCCCUGCCUCGAGCGUGGCUCUACGAUGAGGAGGAACAAAGAGGAUGGCAAAUCUGAUGCUGGUGUUGUUCCAGAGCAUGUCAUGCAGCUGUGCAAGAGUGUCUCAGACAAACAGUUGGUCUCAAAGUUAAAAAAGAAGGGCAAGCAUCACAGCAUCGAUAUGGUCACUGUCAUUAAUCAAGCUGCUUCAGAGUUGAGUCUGCCAGGUUUUCCUAGAACGGACACACAUGAGAUCUUGUUUCACGUGGUUCCAUUCCUUAUGUUGUCGCAGCAAGCCAACCAAACCAGUCCCUUGGAUGCAGCAAAGUCACUGCACGAGCAAUUCGAGGAACAAAAUUCACUCCAAUCGUGUAGCGAGCAAAACAAUGAUGAUAUCAAAAGCGCUGCAUCAAAUACUGGUGUACCUGUGCAUCAAAAAAGUUCUUGCCAAAACUACUCUAGUUGGUAUACUGUGCAUCAAAAAAGUUCUUGCCAAAACUACUCUAGUUGGUCUGACCAUGAUGAAGUUUCGCCAUCCCUGUUAAAGCCUGAGCUAAGUCAAAGUAUGCAAUUGUUGCCACCUUGGCCGAAAGAGUCAUGUGAGGGAACACAUAGCAAGCGCCUAGGUGUUGGAAUUGAAAAUCCGGUGCAGGAGAAAUUAGCGGACCAGCCAAAAAAUAAGCACUUGCCAUCGGCCGCUACAAAUCCUGAUAAGAGUUCGCAAAAGCGACGCCGUGUGUCUGACACUAGAAGUGUGCAUUUGCAGCAUUCUCCGCAAGGCACUGAAAGGCGCAUUGUCCAUUCGGUCAGCCCUGUCAUGUUGCAUCCUCCAAAGAGGAAAAGGAUGCGGUUUACAGCACUGCAAGAAGAAGCACUCGUAUAUGGAGUUAUGAAGUAUGGCAGAGGAAGCUGGAAGAAAAUCAGUGAACACAGCUGGUUCGAUGGGCGCCGUUCAUCAGAGCUCAGUGAUAAGUACAGAAACUUGGAAAAGUAUGGCCAUCUUCCAAAAGUCAAGCGACGUGUGCGAGAUAUGCUUAGUGCUGGUGUGAAUCCUCUGAAGGAACUGCGUGCGGUGGUUGAUCAGCAGCGGCUGCGGCGAGCAACCUCACCAGUGGCAGACGAGCUGCUGCAUGGCAAGCAGAGUUCUAUGAGCCAGCCGAAGGAGUUACGAGGAACUUUGCCACUAUGCGGCCCUCCCGAUGAGGACAGCUCAACUACAUCAUCUGAUGAUGCCUUUGCAGAGCUAUCACAAAAGCAAGCCAGAACUGGAGGAGCAGUCGCCUUGCCAAAGACAGUGUGCAGCAGCCCUUGCAGGCAGUCUACAUCGCACGCACAUUCAUCUCCACAAAGCAGACCCAAUUCAAGUUCCAAGACGGAUGUGUCGCAGGAAGUUGUCCCAGUGAAGUAUAAAAAGAAGCAGCGAAGAGUACCCUUCACGUCACUGGAAGAGCAGGCACUCGUGGCUGGAGUUAUGAAGUUUGGUAAAGGGAACUGGUUGCGCAUAGCGACAGAAGGUGGCUUCCUCGGGAGGACAAGCACUCAGUUAAGUGACAAGUAUCGCAACUUGACGCUGUAUCACCAAUUCGAUGAAAUUAAGAGGAUCGUGAAAUCUAAGCGUGAGAGGGGUGAGGACCCCUUGGAAAAGCUCCGAAGGUUAUCAGCUGCUCACUAGAAGCGGUGACAGAAGGCAAAAUAAGCAUUUGUAGAUGUUAAUUUUUUUACUUUACAGCCACCUUUUCAAAAUAAUUUUUUUAAAAGUUUUGAGACAAGACUUUUAGUCAAAGAAAUUUAAACUGUAUUUUCAUAUUUUUGUGUUUGUGUUGAAGAAUAUGGCAAUGUACAGCCACCUUUUUAAAUUAAAUGCUUUUAAAAUUUUUUGAGACAAUCGAGAGUUUUAAUUAGGGCAAUUUAAACUGUGACUUUAGGUUUUUUUGUGUUUUGUAUUUACGUUGAAAAAUAUGGCAACGUAGUCGUAUCAUUAUAGCAUCAGACGCUCUACUUCAAAGGGCCCUAAACUAGCCAGAGUUUGAAACUUAGUUGU
Messenger RNA from Rhipicephalus microplus (southern cattle tick), 2309 nucleotides. RefSeq lists its product as uncharacterized. NCBI's taxonomy places the organism in Eukaryota, Metazoa, Arthropoda, Arachnida, Ixodida, Ixodidae. The record is from RefSeq and is a predicted model, not a curated record.